AUGACGGAGGAGUUUGACGACGAUGUCGUGUUUGAGAACUCGCCUCUUUUCCAAUACUUGCAAGACUUGGGACGCACGGACUUUGAGGCGUGCCCGACGGCGGCGCGGGAGGAUGACGGCGACCCGGGCGGUCCCCGGAAGACCGAGGGGCGAGUCACGCGGAUGCUGGCUGAAUCCUUGCGGAAGUGGAGCCCCUUUUGGAAGUCUCACACUCUGGAGCAGCAGCUGGACGGCGUGCUGGGAGAGCACUCGGUGCGCUGCAUCCUGGAGCAGGACGUUCUGCUACAGGAGGACGUGGAGCUGAUUGAGCUGCUGGACCCCGGCCUGCUGACGCUAGGCCCGGCUCCCGACGGAGCCCGUGCCCUGCCUCGACCCCGUCUUUUCGCCGCACCCUCGUCAUGGGAUUCGGCCGGUCUGGCCGGCUCGACGGCAGUUCUGCUGGGUCUCUUCUCGGCCUCCGGGGGCGCGUGGUCGUUGCCGACCGCCCUCUGGGUCCUGAUCACGCUGGGGUGGAGCGUCGCGCGUGCGGCGGCGCUGUGGAAGCGCGGCGGCGCUCAGCGGGCCGUCCACACGCGGGUCUCGCAGCUGCGCGCGCUCGUCCACGACAGCAAGACAUUGACGGGGAUGUCCCGCAAGGCGCUGCGUCUGGUGCAGGAGACGGAAGUCAUCUCCAGAGGUUUCACCCUUUUGCUCGACAGGGUGAGCGCAGCCGCCAACUUUAGCAGGGCGGGGCCAGGGGGGGCGGCGGCGCGAGGCCAGCAGCUGACGGGACUGCGGAAGGCCCUUUACCGGGCCCUCCGCUCGGCCUUCAGAGCCUCGCGAAGGGCCACCUGUCACAUGCUCAAGGAAUUCCCGCUGAGCUCAGAGGUCGACAACGUGACCAAUUAUGUUUCUGCGGUGCCCCUGAAGGAACUGGGCUUGGGCCUGGGCAUCGAACACCUAGGCGACGAGCAAGCCCAGGAGCUGACCGACGACUACAGCCUGCCGGCCCUCAAGGUGUUGUUCCAGCUGUGGCUGGGACAAAGCUCAGAGUGCUUCCGCAGGUUAGCCCUCCUGAUGUCGCCCCGCCGCCUGGAGGAGGAACGUAAGGGAGACCAAGAUUCUCCCCUUCCCGCACUGCAUCGCUCCAUCGCCGCCGUGACGGAGCCUCUUCAGCAAGCGCUGGCCGCCUGCCUGGAGGAGGUCCGGCGAAGCUACGAUUUCCACCGCCACUUCGAGACGCGGGCCGGGUCACGGGGCCGGGACGCCGGCGCCCGGGUCCGGGAGAAGUGCCGGGAGCUCAACGCCCUUCACGCUUCCGUCCGAAGCCUCCAGCUGCAUCUCAAAGCCCUUCUGAGCGAAAUGAUUAUCUUGGAGGACGACUUGGAGAAGCUGAUGGUAUCGAAGGAACCCCGCGAGCUGACCGCGGAGGGCUACCGGGACCUGAGCGACCGGUUGCAACAGCUCCAGCCUCACAUGCGAGCCAGCGCCGGGUGCUGGGACGACACCGUCGGACAGGUGGAGCGCAUGCUGAAGAGAGCCGACGAUCGUCCGGGUGACGCCGAAGGUGGGGAUUUGCGCGGGACCCCCACGUCCGAGAUGCCCCAUCCUCCUCCGUCCUAUCCUUUGAUUUUGGACAGAGAUCCCGUUCCGGAAGAACUGGAAUUGGAGGGCUACGUCUCCGAUUCGGACUCGGACGGCGAAGGCAAAGAAUCGCCGUGCGACACGCAGACGCCAGAGGAGCGGGAACGUCAGCGGCGCGAGCGGGAAGAGUCCCGCCGCGUCCUGUUCGAGCUCAAAUCGGUGCUGGGCUUCCGCGCGUCCGAGGGCGAGAGGAUGAAGAGAAAGCAGAUGCUCUUCAGUGACCGAGCCGCUUCCACUUGCUGUUCCGACGCCGUGACGGAUCCAUCCGCCGCGCCAGCCGCCUCAGCAGAAAAAGGCGACGACGACGGAAACCAGCUUUCGGAGGCAGGAAACGGACAGGAAGCGCGGGAAGGAAAAGACCAGCGGGUGAGGCCUGACCCCUCUGAGUUCAGUUGCGGUUUGGAGGCGGAGGAGGAAGCGGCGGGAACGUCGGUUUGCGCCCGAGGAGGAGGCGGCGCCUCCGAGUUGCACCAGUACGACGGCGAGGAGGAGGAGGAGGGACGGGACGGCUCCCUCGAAGCCAAAGUUCCCACUUUUUCCAUCAUGGACAGACUGACGGAGAUCCACGGCUCGCCGUCGCUCGGCUUUAGCUCGGCCGUGGCCAUGCAGGUGGCGGCGCGCUCGCACUCGCUGCCCAAGAUGAAGGAGCAGACGUUUGGAGAUGACGAGGAUGACGAGCACUGA
Molecule: messenger RNA, 2307 nt
Organism: Nerophis lumbriciformis (worm pipefish)
Lineage: Eukaryota; Metazoa; Chordata; Actinopteri; Syngnathiformes; Syngnathidae
Source: RefSeq, a predicted model, not a curated record